Nelumbo nucifera (sacred lotus) is the source of this 1787-nucleotide messenger RNA. RefSeq names its product eukaryotic translation initiation factor 4B3-like. Gene Ontology annotation, molecular function: translation initiation factor activity; mRNA binding. Lineage: Eukaryota; Viridiplantae; Streptophyta; Magnoliopsida; Proteales; Nelumbonaceae. The record is from RefSeq and is a predicted model, not a curated record.
CCCCCCCCCCAAAAAAAAAACACACACACACGCGAAAGCGAGCAACGCAAGAGCAUCCAAGCAACUGAACAGAGCGAGCGAGGAGAAUGGCGACCACCGUAUCUGCUUGGGCAAAGCCUGGGGAAUGGGCCCUCGACUCUGAAGAACACGAAUCCAUGGAGCUUCUUCAAAAGCAGCAGGCCAGUGAAAAGGAGAACGCCAGUGAAAACAGUAACGGUCAUUACGAUUUGGCCUACCAACAACCACAUCUCGCCCCUGAUUUCCCUUCCCUCGCCGCCGCUGCCGCCACUAAAUCCAAGAAGAAGAAGGGCCAGACAUUCUCCCUUGCCGAAUUCAGCAGCGGCAAGUCAGUCACCCACGGCUCCGCUAAGGUCGCUCAAUUCAACCUAGCCAAGGGUCUCACAGCCGAGGAGCUUCUCAUCCUCCCCACCGGUCCUCGCGAGCGCACCGCAGAAGAGCUCGAGAGGUCUUCCUCCCGUGGAUUCCGUUCUUAUGGCUCUGCCGGCAUGCAUGAUAAUGGACGAGGUACCAGGUAUUCGAACGGUGACGAUGCUUCGAAACCCAGGUGGGGAUCUUCAAGGAAUUCGGAUGAUCCCCGCGGGAACCAUAGUUUUAACAGGGAAUCUGCUCCUUCCCGUGCAGAUGAGACCGACGAUUGGGGUGCUGCUAAGAAAUCUGUGGCUGCUACCCCUGCUUCUGAGCGCAGAGACAGGAAUGGGUUCUUUGAUUCUCAUUCUAGGGCCGAUGAAUCUGAGAGUUGGCUGUCAAACAAGGGCUUUAUUCCUUCCGAGGGGCGGAGAGGCGGUUCAGGGGGUGGAUUUGAAAACCCUAGGGACAGAAGGGGAGGCUUUGAGAUGUUUCAGAAGGAUUCUUCCAAUCGUGGCGUUGUAGAUUCGGAGUCUUGGGGAAAGAAGAGGGAAGAGAACAAUGGGAGCGGAAGGCCAAUGCUAGUUUUGCAGCCGCGUACGUUGCCAGUGAACAACGGCGACCAGCAGCAGCCGGGACCUGGGAUUACGACCAGAGCCAAGGGUUCGAGCCCAUUUGGAGAAGCUCGCCCAAGGGAGGAGGUUUUGGCGGAAAAGGGGCAGGAUUGGAAGAAGAUUGACGAGCAGCUUGAGUCGGUGAAAAUCAAGGAUAUUAAUAAUGGAGGCCCUCUUCAUAAUGAUGGGCUGUCUUUAGGAAAGAAGAGUUUUGGAACCGGAAACGGGAGGGUGAGUCUACCUGAAGAUAGGACUGAGAGAAGCUGGAGGAAGACAGAUUCAGCUGAUGUUCGUCCCUCAAGUGCUGGGAAAGUUCACGAGGACGGAGGCGUUUCUGAAGUCUGAUGAUAGAAUGAUUUUGGUGGAUGAGAAGCAUAAAUGGGAGCUUCCACGAAAAUGUGAGGUAUUGAACUGCGAGAUUAUCAGAUUCAUGGUCAUAUUUUCUAUUUUUCUUUCCCAUAUUUUCUCUUUGGUUUUGUUUUUAUCCCUUUUGGGUCACUGUAGAUUGUGGGGCAACCAGUUUUGGUAGUCUUUUUGAGUAGUUUGCUAUUUAGGUUUAUAUUUAGACUCGUCUGUGGCGGAGGCAUGACCACACUAAAUUAUUUGUAUGCGUUGUCUUCUUUUUGAAGGAUUAAUUGUUCCAGUUUUGGUAGUCUUUUUGAGMAGUUUGCUAUUUAGGUUUAUAUUUAGACUCGUCUGUGGCGGAGGCAUGACCACACUAAAUUAUUUGUAUGCGUUGUCUUCUUUUUGAAGGAUUAAUUGUUCCAGUUUUGGUAGUCUUUUUGAGMAGUUUGCUAUUUAGGUUUA